Sitodiplosis mosellana (orange wheat blossom midge) is the source of this 912-nucleotide messenger RNA. It is a transcript of the gene l(2)efl, whose product is annotated as protein lethal(2)essential for life. NCBI's taxonomy places the organism in Eukaryota, Metazoa, Arthropoda, Insecta, Diptera, Cecidomyiidae. The record is from RefSeq and is a predicted model, not a curated record. Gene Ontology annotation, molecular function: protein folding chaperone. Gene Ontology annotation, biological process: response to heat; protein refolding. Bases 158 to 739 code for a protein of 193 amino acids. The transcript is spliced from 4 exons.
AAAACACAUAGCCCACACGGUGUCAGUCGUUCUGUUUUUAGAAUGCGUCGGAAAAAAUUGAAAAUUCAUAACGAUAUAUAAAUUGGCGGUGAGAACGAAAAUUCAAGUAGUAUUUGAUUCUCAUUCAAAGCUUAAACACUCAAAAAUAUCAAACAAAAUGUCGAUUGUUCCGCUUUCUUUCCGCGACUGGUGGGAUGACUUUGAUCGCCCAUUCCGUUCAUCACGCUUGUUGGACCAAGAAUUUGGCACUGGAUUGCGUCGUGACGAUUUACUCUCCUCAUUCUGGAAUCCAACACCAUCGGUGCUCCGCAGUGGAUACGUUCGCCCAUGGAGAACAAAUAACUUGAAACGCGAAGGUUCAGGAUCAACAUUGAACGUUGACAACGACAAAUUCCAAGUCAUUUUGGACGUUCAACAAUUUACACCAAACGAAAUUACCGUUAAGACCACAGACAAAUUCGUUGUUGUUGAAGGCAAACACGAAGAAAAAGCUGAUGAGCACGGCUACAUUUCACGACAGUUCACACGUCGUUAUAACUUGCCAGCCAACACGAGCCCCAACGAUGUUCAAUCAUCAUUGUCCUCAGACGGUGUCCUGACCAUCACAGCUGCCCGCAAACCAGUGGAACCAGUCAACACAGAACGCGUUGUGCCAAUCACACAAACCGGCCCAUCAAAGAAAGAAGAAGAAGCAAAGAAAGAAGCCGCCAGCGAAAGCUCAAAAGUUGGGCUACCAUAGAGUGUCAUAAUAUCAAUAAGCCUUGUUAUUGUGUGGAGGCUUAGAACAUGUAAAUUAUGGUCAAAAUUGUUUCAAUUUUUUUAAAUCUAUGUUUAGGACUUUUAUAAAAGAAAACAAAAACAUGCACAAUCAUUUUUUAUGAAAAUAUACACAAUCAAAUAGAUCAAAACAAA